Molecule: messenger RNA, 2279 nt
Organism: Tachyglossus aculeatus (Australian echidna)
Lineage: Eukaryota; Metazoa; Chordata; Mammalia; Monotremata; Tachyglossidae
Gene: XRCC5
Product: X-ray repair cross complementing 5
Exons: 21
Coding region: 38-2215 (725 amino acids)
Biological process (GO): cellular response to X-ray; telomere maintenance; cellular response to gamma radiation
Cellular component (GO): Ku70:Ku80 complex; nucleus
Molecular function (GO): double-stranded DNA binding; telomeric repeat DNA binding; damaged DNA binding
Source: RefSeq, a predicted model, not a curated record
CCGGAAGGGAGGGAGAGGAGCACUUCCGGGAGUUAUCAUGGCGCCGCCGGGAGGCAAGGCGGCGGUGAUCCUCUGCAUGGACGUGGGCUUUGCUAUGGGCAACUCCGCCCCCGGCUACCAGUCUCCGUUUGAACAAGCCAAGAAGGUGAUGAGCAUGUUUGUGCAGCGCCAGGUGUUUGCCGAGAGCAAGGACGAGAUCGCCUUGGUGUUGUUUGGCACGGAGGGCACAGAGAACGCCCUGGCCAGUGAGGGCCAGUAUCAGAACAUCACAGUGCACCGACACCUGAUGCUGCCCGACUUUGAUUUGCUGGAGGACAUUCAAAGCGUCAUCGAACUGGGCUCUGAGCAAGCCGACUUCCUGGAUGCUCUCAUCGUGUGCAUGGACCUGCUGCAGAAGGAAACCGUAGGAAAGAAGUUUGACAGGCGACACAUCGAGGUGUUUACUGACCUCAGCAGCCCCUUCAGCCAUGACCAGGUGGAAGUCAUCAUUAAUAACUUGAAGAAAUUUGGCAUCUCCCUGCAGUUCUUCCUGCCCUUCACCGUGGACAGAGAAGAAGGCGGUGCGGGAGACCUGGGAGACCCCGGCUCGCACCCCCCCAAGGGGCUGACCGAGCAGCAGAAGGAGGGCCUGGACAUGGUGAAGAAGACCAUGUUGAUCCUGGAUGGCAGGGACGGGCUGGACGAGGUGUACUCCUUCAGCGAGAGUCUGCGCCAGCUGUCCAUCUUCAAGAAGCUUCAGCGGCGGCCCAUGCCGUGGCCCUGUCAGCUGACCAUUGGCUCCCACCUGUCCAUCAGGAUCGUGGCCUACAAGGCGAUCUUAGAGGAGAAAGUCAAGAAGACUUGGACGGUUGUGGACGCACGGACCGAAAAGAAGGAGGACGUGCGGAGAGAGACCGUUUACUGCCUGAAUAACGAUGACGAAACGGAGGUCCAGAGAGACGACAUUCUGCAAGGGUUCCGCUACGGCAGCGACAUCGUUCCCUUCUCCAAAGCGGACGAGGAGCAGAUGAAGUACAAGACCGAGGGAAAGUGCUUCUCCGUGCUGGGCUUCUGCCGGGCCGCUCAGGUGCAGAGAAAAUUCUAUAUGGGGAAUCAAGUGCUGAAGGUCUUUGCAGCGAAAGACGACAUGGCUGCCGCCGUGGCCCUGUCCACCGUGAUCCACGCGCUGGACCAGCUGGACGCGGUGGCCAUCGUGCGCUACGCCUACGACAGGAGGUCCAAUCCCCAGGUCGGGGUCGCCUUCCCCUUCAUCAAGGAGGCCUACGAGUGCCUCAUCUACGUGCAGCUGCCCUACAUGGAAGACCUUCGCCAGUACAUGUUCUCCUCCUUGAAGAACAAGAAAUCAUGUGCGCCUAGCGAGGCCCAGUUGUCCGCCGUGGAUGCUCUGAUCGACUCUAUGAGUUUGGUGCACCAAGAUGAGGAGGGAGACGUCGUGGAGGACACCUUUCCAACCACCAAAAUCCCAAACCCCCAGUUUCAGAGGCUGUUCCAGUGCCUGCUGCACAAGGCUUUCCACCCGAGCGACCCCCUGCCCCCCAUCGAGCCCCACCUGCUGAGUAUGCUGGACGCUCCCGAGGAGGUCACCGCCAGGUGCCAGGCCCCCCUGGCCCGGAUCAAAGCCCUCUUCCCGCUGAAGGAAGUCCUGAAGAGGAAGGAUCCAAAGACGGCCCAGGACAUCUUCCAGGACAACCAUGAAGAGGAGCCCGGCACCAAGAAAGCCAAGAUGGAGGAAGGCAGCGCGUUCUCUGUCUGCAACCUGGCCGAAGGCAGCGUCACCAGCGUGGGCAGCGUGAACCCCGCCGAAAACUUCCGCUUCCUGGUGAGGCAGAAGAAUGCCAACUUCAAGGAAGUGUGCCAGCAGCUGGUGAGCCGCAUCAACCAGUUCCUGGAGGCCAAGGGGCUGCAAUACUACCUCAAGAGCCUCGACUGCAUCAGGACUUUCCGCCAGGAGGCCGUCCAGUUGUCAGGAGAGCAGCACUUUAAUGAUUUCCUCCGGGCCCUGCGAGAUCAAGUGGAAGAGAGGAAGUUAAAUGACUUUUGGGAAAGUGUCACUGAAGACGGGAUUACUCUGAUCACCAAAGAUGAAGCUCCAGGAAGCUCGGUCACCACUGAAGAAGCCCAAGAGUUUCUGGCCCCAAAAGAGAAGCCGGCGACGGGGGUGGCAGCCGUGGGCGAGGACGGCGGAGACGUGGACGAUCUGCUGGACAUGAUGUGAAGGCUCCUGGCUGGAGUCCUGGCAGCCCGAGAGAUGCCCCGAGGCCUUCUGUGGGACUUGGGGG